Messenger RNA from Penicillium cinerascens, 1959 nucleotides. RefSeq names its product putative protein kinase (Lkh1). Bases 1 to 1959 code for a protein of 652 amino acids. Gene Ontology annotation, molecular function: protein kinase activity; ATP binding. NCBI's taxonomy places the organism in Eukaryota, Fungi, Ascomycota, Eurotiomycetes, Eurotiales, Aspergillaceae. Gene Ontology annotation, cellular component: nucleus. The record is from RefSeq and is a predicted model, not a curated record. The transcript is spliced from 7 exons. Gene Ontology annotation, biological process: protein phosphorylation.
AUGUCCACGCCAUCCACGGCCACUGCAACCCAUACUACCCACCAGCAUUACGGAUAUCCUCAUUCCUCGUACCAGACGACGACCUCUUAUCCGGCCUCGACAACCUCCGCGGCGGCUCGCCUCCCCAAUCCCUACGCCUACUCCGUCCCUUCGCCCACAACCACCACUCUUCCUUACACCCAAUCCUCGAGACUCGCUCCGGCGACGUCGACACCCUCGGGUAUGGCGUCUCACCAGAGUGGCUCUAGUGCGGCCCCUUCGCAAGGGGGUCGGAGGAAGAAGCCCGACUGGGGCGAAUUCUACAAGAAUGGGAUCCCCAAGGAGGUCAUCCCCAGCCCCAGAGGCAUCCAAAGCUCUUCCCGCGCCUCCUGCUCAUGCAUCCGCCGCUGCUACUCAGCCCCCGUGCCUCAGCCAGCCGGGAAGCGACGACGGACGGGACUCGAAACGGCCUACGAUCUGAGCUACUACGACCGGCCGACCUUCUCCACCAAUCCUCAGCAAUAUGGGGAGAACUCAUCGCACUCGUUGUCGACCGACCGAACCACCUCCUUGCAUACCACCGCCCCGACAUCACUGGGCUCGCAAGGUAGCUCGGGCGUUAGCAGCGGUAUUUACAGCGAAGACGCCACCGUAGGCCAAAAGCGCAAGCGGACCACCCGGAAAUCCGCUCGCGAUGAGCAGAAACGUCGGGAAGAGGAGACUGUGGGAGACGCGUUCCUCAGCUACGUUCCUCCGCCAAAGCCACCAAUCAAGGCCAAGGAUGUUCCCGUGCCUGUAGUCCGCGAUUUCACGAGUACACGCCACGAGAAGUUCGACGAUGACGACGGUCACUAUAUCGUGACCCCGGACACUCCAUUGACAGAUCGAUACUCUGUCAUCAAACUCCUGGGCCAGGGUACCUUCGGUAAGGUCGUCGAAGCGUACGACAAACAGCGGAAAGCGCGCUGUGCCGUCAAAAUCAUUCGCUCCAUCCAAAAAUACCGUGACGCCUCCCGGAUUGAACUGCGCGUGCUCUCGACUCUGGCCUCGAACGACAAAGCCAACCGCAACAAAUGCAUCCACCUGCGGGACUGCUUUGAUUUCCGGAACCAUAUAUGCAUCGUCACGGAUUUGCUGGGCCAGAGUGUGUUUGAUUUCCUCAAGGGCAACGGCUUUGUUCCCUUCCCGAGCAGCCAGAUCCAGCAAUUUGCUCGUCAGCUAUUUACCAGCGUUGCCUUCCUCCACGACCUCAACCUCAUCCACACCGAUCUGAAACCCGAAAACAUCCUCCUUGUCAGCAACGCUUACCAGACCUUUACUUAUAACCGCACCAUCCCCUCCUCCUCUCACGCGAACCCGCGAAAUGCCCGCCAACGACGAGUCCUUCUCGACGGCGAGAUCCGGCUCAUCGACUUUGGCUCUGCCACCUUCGACGACGAAUACCACUCCUCCGUUGUCUCCACACGACACUACCGGGCCCCUGAAAUCAUACUUAACCUGGGCUGGAGUUUCCCAUGUGACAUCUGGAGUAUCGGGUGCAUCCUAGUGGAGUUCUUUACUGGUGAUGCACUUUUCCAGACCCAUGACAACCUUGAACACCUGGCAAUGAUGGAGGCAGUGAUCGGAGGCCGGAUCGACUCGAAGUUGGUCCGGCAGGUAGUGCAGGGGCGAGCUGGAAGUCAUAACUCGGCUGCAAAGUAUUUCAACCGGAACAAGCUGGACUAUCCGAAUGCUGAGACGACUCGCGCUUCGCGAAAGUAUGUCCGCGCCAUGAAACCAUUGACCGAAUUCAUUCCCAUGAACACUCCCUUCAACCGCAGCUUCCUGGAUCUGCUGCAGAAGAUAUUUGUCUACGACCCGAAACAGCGCAUCACUGCGAAGCAGGCAUUGAAGCAUCCUUGGUUCAAGGAAAGCCUCAUUGACGACGGCACCGAAGCGUUCCGCAUCGGCGCCGGACUGCACCGCCAAGGACGUGGCUAG